Molecule: messenger RNA, 639 nt
Organism: Trichoderma reesei QM6a
Lineage: Eukaryota; Fungi; Ascomycota; Sordariomycetes; Hypocreales; Hypocreaceae
Exons: 2
Coding region: 1-639 (212 amino acids)
Source: RefSeq, a predicted model, not a curated record
AUGCUCAUCUUCAGCUACUCUACCUUUACCGUCCGAAUCAUCGGCAACGCCUCGAAAGUACUAGACUUCAGCCAAAACUUCUACUCCAGCACAGUUGCAACACUCGGUAUUGCCCCCUUCUCCCCCCCCCCCCCCCUCCGGCCAUCCCUCGUCGAGAUACGGUCAAGCUCACGAUUCGCCCUCGGUAUUCUCCGUUGGCCAGAACAUCACGCAGAACCGCUCAUCCAGGAAUACAUAACACUCUUCCAAUUCAACACCAUGGCAGACUCAAGUCAAGCCCACUACGUCGUCUACCGCAUCGAAUGCCAGUUCAACAAGACGAGCCGCCACUCGGCCAUCUACGUCGCCAUGGACUCCCACGGCGCCGGACAGCUCCUCCAUGUCCGCUGCGCCGUCGGCCGACCGGGAAUGCUGUUUGAGAGGCAGUACUUUGUGAGCAAUGGGCCAGAGUCUCUCGCGACCUUUGUCUACAAGAUCCCCGUGGGCAAAGUGAGAGUUGAGGACGUGGACCGCCUGACGGAAGUUUGCUACAGUAUUGCUCCUCCGGCCAUGCAGUAUAUCGGCGAUGUCUGCCAGUGCGGAGCUUGGGUUAAUGAGGCUUGUCUUGAGUUUAGGAUUGCGGGCCUGCUGUUUGGAUAG